ACACCAAAUCACUCCCCUAAAAUUAAGAACAUGUGCGUGUUCUUAUUCCCUCUCUCCCUCUCUCUUCACAUUCACAAUCUCUCUUUCCCUCCUUCUCUUAUCGCCCACCGACGGCGGCACCAGAUUCCGGCGAACGUCACCGUCUCGCCGGAAAAUCUUCCAAACUCUCCGCCACAUGCGCAUUUAUUCUUUUUUAAUUGAUUUUUCUUGCUCUAGAAAAAAUAGAACUGAAUAACUAGUUAGGGUUCGCUUCCGUUAUUACUCAAAGAUCGAACUUUUGGUCCAUUUUUCCCUUAAUGUGCGAGAAAUUUAGGGUUUCUGGUGCUGUUUCGAAAAGCAAAAUUCUCUGAAAGAUCUAAUAAUCCAAGUUUUGUUCACGUUUCUGAAAGAAUAACUUCUGUCAUCUUUUCUCUUGCUGCUCGGAUUUGAUCCGCUUCCGUUUUCUCUUAGGAUUUUCUUGAAAGAGAAAAUAUUUUCCUUUCGUUUCUGAGUUAUUUUGGAUACUACAUUAUCAAAAAGGAGUGAGCUUUUUUGGAGUAAAUAGAUAAGAAUUUUGAGUAGAGUGGAGUUUGUAUGGGUGGGAUAUGUGCAGAAUAGAGGGGAAAAAGAGUGAAUUGGAGGACAGAGAGGAGGGGAAGAAGAUAAUGGGUUUCAAAGCAGUGGCUUUAGGUGAUAAUCGUGUGGAGAAACUGAAAAGUUCAAUGAUGUCACGGUCUAGAAUGAAGUUAUGGAUGAUAAGGGCAACAACGUCGAUACUGUUGUGGACUUGUGUGGUUCAAUUGAUGACUUUAGGAGAGACUUGGGGUCCUAGGGUUUUGAAAGGCUGGCCUUCUUGUUUUUCACAGGAGUCUGCUGCUUCAUUUGUUGUCAAUUCGGCGCCCGAGGUCCCUGCUAGAGUUCUUCCACCUAAGAGGGUUUACAAAAAUAACGGUUACCUUAUGGUUUCAUGCAAUGGAGGGCUGAAUCAAAUGCGUUCUGCGAUAUGUGAUAUGGUUACUAUUGCAAGAUAUUUGAAUGUGACUCUCAUAGUUCCUGAGCUGGAUAAAACCUCAUUUUGGGCUGAUCCAAGUGAAUUCCAAGAUAUUUUUGAUGUUGAUCAUUUUAUAUCAUCCUUGAGAGAUGAAGUUCGAAUAUUGAGAGAGCUACCCCCAAGAUUGAAGAGGAGAGUAGAGCUAGGAAUGAUUUACACCAUGCCUCCUAUCAGUUGGUCUGAUAUUUCUUACUACCAAAAUCAGAUUCUUCCCCUAAUUCGGAAGUACAAAGUUGUUCACUUAAACAGAACCGAUGCUCGGCUUGCCAAUAAUGGUCAACCCAUGGAAAUUCAAAAACUGCGUUGUCGAGUAAAUUUUAGUGCCUUGAAAUUCACCCCUCAGAUAGAAGAGCUGGGCAGAAAGGUUGUUCGACUUCUCAGGCAAAAGGGCCCUUUUAUGGUACUGCACCUGAGAUACGAAAUGGAUAUGCUGGCCUUCUCUGGCUGUUCUCAGGGAUGUAAUAAGGAUGAGAUUGAC
Molecule: messenger RNA, 1508 nt
Organism: Nicotiana tabacum (common tobacco)
Lineage: Eukaryota; Viridiplantae; Streptophyta; Magnoliopsida; Solanales; Solanaceae
Source: RefSeq, a predicted model, not a curated record